AGCCCCAGACCAUAGACACCCCAGCUACUGCUGCGUGGAUAUGGACGAUCGGUGAGGCUACAGGGUAAUAUGAGCCUUCGGACUCCGUCCAGCCGAGACGUGGCCAGUCAUACUUAAUAAAAUGUCAACGCUGUUAAAGGAUGAGCUCUAGGCAAAAUAUGGGGCUCCACUUACUCGCUCACCUCCCGAAAGGCCUGUGAGUGUCUGCAAGUCACCCACCCGUCUCUUCGGAGGAAUCCCCCGCCUGCAGGUUCCCACUACUGCCGGGCGAUGACAGCGGCAUCCGCCACCCCGCAGCAAAUGAAAGACCGGCUGCUGCAAGCCAUUGAUGGCCAAAGCAAUAUUCGCAAUAUGAUGGCUGUUUUGGAGGUAAUUUCAUAUUUGGAGAAAUACCCCAUCACCAAAGAGGCACUUGAGGAAACCCGGCUUGGUAAAUUGAUAAAUGACGUCAGGAAGAAGACGAAGGAUGAAGACUUGGCUAAGCGGGCGAAGAAACUGUUGCGAACCUGGCAGAAGCUGAUCGAACCAGAGCCAAACGACCCAGCGCCCAAGGAACACACAGGAACCAACGGAGGGGCCUUCUCCAGCCGAGUAGAUUAUUCCCCUCAAGCAGUCACCUCCGUCUCAGGAAAAGCCGCGCCUGAGCUGAAAAUCCGAAAUGAUUUUCUCAACUGUAGCUACCCAAAGGUGGAGGUGUCGGGGCAUCGCAAGCGUAAGGCGGGUCAAAAGGACGCCCAGCACUUGCCAUCUAAAAUCUCCAAAACGUCGGCCUUUGAACAUCACUCGAUUGCCACAUCGCGUCCCACGAAUGGCAUCGCUGCAAGCCCAGACACUCGCUUAAACUUGUUUGACAACAUACACCAUCAGUCGGAUAAAGACGCCAUAGAAGGCCACGAUCACGACAGACCUAGCAAAGUUCCUGUGAAUGCUGUCAAGCCCCACCCUAGUUCCCCCGCCGUUUCCAAACCUCCUAGCGCGUCGCUGCUGCUGAAGACCGCUGUGCUGCAACAGCAGGCUAAGAAGGAUCUGCCUGCGGCCGGCGGAGUGCAGCAGCCCCCCAAGAGCCCCUGCUCGGCGGCCAUCAAUCCCAAAUCCAACACGCCGGACACUUUGGGGAGAUGGCCGCCCCCCUCUGGCAUGAAGGUCACCGUCACAAGCCCCCCUCCGAGUCCCAAAGUGCCCUCCGAUGGGGUCAGCUCAGGUCCCCCCUUACGGUCACCGAACCCUGCUCUCCUGGGGUCGUAUCCAGCGGAGACCACUCACGACUGGCCGGCAGACGCAGCCUCUGGACACGGCGAAGGGAGGUCGGUGGCCAAACCCGACGCCGUGUCCCCCCUGAUCUCGGUCACGGACGUACCGGACGGAAGCCCCCCUGCGGAGGCGGCGGCGGCGGCGACGGCCAAGCAGGAGGGUGACGGGGCCGCGCACCACAACUCUGAGCGCAAGAGGAAGAAGUACCGGCCCAGGGACUACACCGUCAGCCUGGUGGGGCAGCAGCACUCCGAGGACAGCAAAAAACCUGCCAAGUUAAAAGACCGCAAGCUCACGUUCGACCCGGUCACCGGGCAGAUCAAACCCUUAGCGCUGAAGGAGGCCCAAGCCAGGGAGGACGUGCCCGUGACACCUGUGCCGACCGUGCCGAACGUGCCGGAGUCUCACUGGACAGACGUUCACAAGCAGGACGCGUGCCCUCCUCCGCCGCCUCCGCCGCCGCCGAACCCUCUCCAGCAGACCAACUGGAAGGAACUGUCGCGCAACGAGAUCAUCCAGUCGUACCUGAGUCUGCAGAGCAACGUGCUCACGUCGUCCGGGACGCAGACUCCAGGCGCACACUUCUUCAUGACGGAGUUCCUCAAGCACGAGGAGCAUCACACGAAGGAGCGGAGGGAGACGCACGUCCUCGCGCCCGACCCUCCCGCGUCGCACCUGCCGGGGGUCACGCGCGAGGUCAGGACAGAGGACCUGGACAAACUACACACAGACCGCUGGCCCGGCGUAAACGGCUGUUACGACACCAAGGACAAUUGGCACGACUGGACUGAGUGCAUAUCAUUAGCCCCCCAUGGGGACGACGGUAAAUUACACAUCUUGCCAUAUGUUUGCCUAGACUAAGAAUUGUAGCCUUUAAUUUUAUGUGAAAAGAGAGCUGUUUGGCUCACUUGUUUGAAUGAGUGAGUUGAUGAAAAUGAACUCUGGCAAUCUUGAACUUUUUAUAUAUAUAUACAUAUAUAUAUAUGGUUUGGGUUGACAUGCGUGUUACCUACGACAUUCCAUUCUGCCUCCUGGUUGGUCUCUCUGUUCAAUACCACAGUUUCUGACAGGGAAACAAAACUGCAAAAUGUACACAUUUUGACAUGUGUAUGUUCAAGUGUUUUAUUAAUUUAUCUUUUGUUGUAAAAAAAAAACAUAAAUUAAAAUGGUAAAUGAGGCUAUUUAGUUUCAACUUUGUACUGUGAGUAAAACAGAAGUGAAUAAAUUGUUUAUAUGCUGAAA
Sardina pilchardus (European sardine) is the source of this 2493-nucleotide messenger RNA. Its product is annotated as mediator of RNA polymerase II transcription subunit 26-like. Gene Ontology annotation, molecular function: transcription coregulator activity. Gene Ontology annotation, cellular component: nucleus; mediator complex; core mediator complex. The record is from RefSeq and is a predicted model, not a curated record. Gene Ontology annotation, biological process: positive regulation of gene expression; regulation of transcription by RNA polymerase II. The transcript has 3 exons. The coding region runs from base 271 to 2112 and encodes 613 amino acids. NCBI's taxonomy places the organism in Eukaryota, Metazoa, Chordata, Actinopteri, Clupeiformes, Clupeidae.